AUGGGCUCCCUGCCUCGGGUCUCAGUGGUGAAUGGCGCCCGCACGUUGGUGCCUGCUGCCCCUCUACCACAGCACCUCUCACACUUGGCCACCAGUGAUAACACCGCCUUAGUGUACUCAGAUGAGACUUCUAGUGUGCGAGUGAGUUACGCGGAGCUGGAAGCUCGAACCAACGCCCUCGCUAGAGCCAUAACUUCACGCGCAGGACCUAAGGGGGCUAACAGAGAUGGGGAUUAUGUCAUCGCUGUCUGCAUGCAGCCUACACACAAUACCAUUACAACUUUGCUGGCGACUUGGAAGGCGGGAGCAGCGUACGUGCCAAUGGAGCCGAGCUUCCCUCAAGCCAGGAUCUCACACAUCUUGAAGGACGCUGAACCAGCCCUCGUUAUUUAUGAUGAAACCGCUAACCCAGCCAUGUUUUCUGGAAAUGGCAUCCCAGCAGUGUCAUUCGAGGAGUUGUUGCACGAAGCUGGUGGACUAUCAGCUGAUGCCAUCCAGGAUGUGGAGGUACUGGCACCAGCGAGGAGCGAGAGCAUUGCCAUCGUACUGUAUACCUCUGGCAGUACUGGUAUCCCGAAAGGAGUCCGUCUCCCCUACUCAGCAGUUUGCAACCGUCUCUGGUGGCAAUUCCAGACCUUCCCAUACAGCGACACUGAGGUUCACUGCGUCUGGAAGACUGCUCUGACCUUCGUGGACUCUGUCUGUGAGAUCUGGGGACCUUUACUGCACGGCAGGACCUUGGUAAUCCUGUCUCGCGAGACUACCAGAGACCCUCAGAAACUGGUCAACGUUUUGGCUGAUAACCAGAUACAACGCCUAGUGCUAGUGCCAACCCUACUUCGUUCCAUUCUCAUGUACCUUUCCCUCAAACCUUCCGAAAAACCUCUCCAGCACCUUAAACUCUGGGUAUGCUCUGGAGAGACCCUAAGCAAGGAACUUGCUGCCCAGUUCUUCAAGAACUUUGGUGACCACAAUGGGUAUAAAUUGGCCAACUUCUAUGGAAGCACGGAAGUGAUGGGAGAUGUGACCUACUACGUCUUGGAGAAUACACGCCAGCUUGAUGCUCAUCCUACUAUUCCUAUUGGUACUCCAUUGGACAAUUGUGCCGUAUACCUUCUUGAUGAGGAAAUGAAUCCCGCUCACGAGUCGGAACCUGGCGAGGUCUGGGUGGCUGGACGUAACCUGGCUGAAGGUUAUGUUGGAGGACAGGGAGCUGACAAGUUCAUUGAUAACCCACACGCUGCUCAUCCAGAUUUCGCUCGUCUAUACCGCACUGGAGAUUUUGGAGUUCUUCAGAAGGGAGUAAUUCUGUACGCUGGUCGGACCGACUCACAGAUUAAGAUUCGAGGACAUCGGGUAGACUUGCAGGAGGUGGACCGAGCUGUAGCUGGUGUAAGCGGGGUUGACAAAUGUGUGGUACUAUGCUACGGUCUGGACCGCGGUAACCCUGAGAUUCUGGCCUUCGUCACCAUCAAACCUGAAGCCAGGAUUGCUGCUCAGCAUAUUGAGGCUGCCCUCAAGAACAGCCUCACUCAUUACAUGAUACCUCAGGUGAUUGAAGUAGAAAGCAUACCGCUGCUUGUAAAUGGGAAAGUGGACAGACAAGCGUUACUGAAGAUGUAUGAGAACACCAACAAUAAUGAUGAUUCAGAGAUACCUCUAGAACUGGACUACUCCUCAGUCUCUCCAUCCGACAUGCAAGCUGCCAAGGUCCUCUUUGAGACGGUGGGAGAGGUUCUGGGCAGGGCUGCUCGGGGUGCCAUCAGCGUGAGAGCUGGUUUCUAUGAGUUGGGAGGCAAUUCUCUAAACUCCAUUUAUACCAUUACCAGGUUGAGGGACAAAGGAUAUUAUAUCGAUAUCAGCGACUUCCUUGGUGCUUCCAACCUAGGCGAGGUCCUGUCCCACAUGACCACCAGUCCGCAGCAGGAUGACGAUGGAAAAGAACUGUUCUCCGCUGAACCACUCGCUGAUGAACAUAAAAAGGAGGUUAUAGAAAUGAUAGUGUCAUCAUUUUACAACAAGGCGGAGUUGGAGCAGUUCUUGAAACACGAGAUCGACACGAACGACUACGCUGUACUGAUCAGCGACACCUGGCCAGCGCUCAUAGACGCUCAACUCAGUGUUGUGCUCAAGAACUCAUCAGGAAUCCCAGUGGCUGUGGCACUGAACUUCGACGCUCGAGACGAACCUGAUGUGGAAUCUGAAGAGACAGGUGGUCUGAUGAAGAUCAUGAUCUUCUUGGAGUUCGUAGAGAGCACGGUCAGAGAUUCUAUGCUACCUCCAGGAAAAGGUACAAUCCUGCAUUCUUUCAUGAUGGCGACAGCGGAGAGUCUGACUCCCAGGGAGAACGUGGCCGCCAUCAGGGCGCUGGAGCAUGCCACCAUGAACAUUGCCAAGGAGAGGGGCUUCCAUGGCGUCUUCACCACCAAUACCAGUCCUUUGACACAGCAACUCGGUACAGAUGUUCUAGGCUACCAAACUCUUUUGGACUAUCAAAUAAAUCAGUACGUUGACCCCAAUGGCGACAGGAUUUUCGGAAAAGCGCCCGACGAUAUGAGAGCUAUCGUUUGUUGGAAGCCUUUGGAGUAACUGUGAUAUAUUUAUAAGGUAAAAUAAACUUUAAUUUCUAUGCAUAAGGUACAUUUUAAGUUGUGUUGUUUUGUGAGUUACAACGUUUUG
Messenger RNA from Spodoptera exigua (beet armyworm), 2679 nucleotides. The record is from the annotation of a GenBank genome assembly. Lineage: Eukaryota; Metazoa; Arthropoda; Insecta; Lepidoptera; Noctuidae.